AUGGAAAUACACAAUGACAUGGGUUACAGGGUGUAUGUAGAGUUGAAAAAAGAGAACAGAGAAUUCGGGAUGUAUCCUUUGUGCAUAACAACGAUUGAAAAAGAACUUGUAUUCGGUGGUAGUUUAAGUCAAGGCGAUAUUGUGCAAAUAGACGAAUCACUUCAAAGGUAUGAUUCCGGUACAGAUGAUACGCUUGCUCUAGAUUUUGUUAAUUCAGGAGAAAUUGGGGUGUUUGAACUGGACAAGGAUUUGAUAAUUUCAAAAACUAAUCAAAGGGAGGUUAUUGUUGGACAAGUAUAUAAGGAUAAGGCUACAUUGAAAGAGGUGAUGGAGAAUUAUGCUAUAUCUCAAAGGUUUCAAUUCCGGGUUGAUAGGUCUAAUGCUGUCAGCUAUGCAUUAUUAUGUAUGUCAGAAGAUUGUGAAUGGAGGUUUAAAGCUUCAAGCAUUAACAAAUCAGAACUAUUCAAAGUGAGAGAGUUCAUUGAUAACCAUACAUGUCCGCUGAAGGACAAGGUGUAUGAGCAGCGACAGGCAAGUAACAGCCUUAUAGGUGGUAUGAUUAGGCCUAAGCUUACUAAUCAUAAGAGGAAAUACACCCCAAAGGAUAUUAUUGAUGAUGUGAAAUCAGAAAUAGGUGUAGAUGCUAGCUACAUGUUGGCGUGGCGGGCUAAAGAAAAGGCAAUGAAUUUUUUGAGAGGUGAACCUGCUGAUUCAUACAAAAAAUUACCAGGAUACUUAUAUACAAUGGAUAUGACAUAUCCAGGUUCCCACAUCAUAAUGGGGUUUGAUCAUUGUAGAUCCAUUGUGGUUGUGGAUGGAAGUCACCUAAAAUCUUACUACACCGGGACAUUCGUUUCGGCAAGCACGUUGGAUGGUGCAGGUCAUAUAUUGCCACUAGCAUAUGGUGUUAUUGAUUCAGAGAACGAUGCUGCUUGGACGUGGUUCUUUGAGCAAUUCAAGAUAGCAUAUGGUGACAGGGAAAACAUGUGCAUCGUUUCAGAUAGAAAUGAGAGUAUCAUUAAAUCUGUAUCGAGAGUGUAUCCAGAUGUACCGCAUUUGCCUGUAUAUGGCAUCUAUGGAACAACGUAUAUAAGAAAUUCAAAAAGAGCCAUGCAAAGUUGA
This is a messenger RNA of Nicotiana attenuata, 1122 nucleotides long. RefSeq lists its product as uncharacterized. NCBI's taxonomy places the organism in Eukaryota, Viridiplantae, Streptophyta, Magnoliopsida, Solanales, Solanaceae. The coding region runs from base 1 to 1122 and encodes 373 amino acids. The transcript is spliced from 4 exons. The record is from RefSeq and is a predicted model, not a curated record.